AUUCUGCGCCUGCUGCGCCCCCUCGGCCACCUGCGGGGACAGCCCCUGCCUCAGCCGAGAAGGGGAGCAGAAGGGUUGCGCCCCGCGCCAGCGGUGAGGGGCCGAACGGAAGGAGGUCAGGGCUGGUUUCCCCCCACCCGCCGAAGGGAGGCGUCUGGCAGCCUCACUGACACCUUAUCCUGUCCCGGGAGCGAACCUGAACCCGCGGGAGCCUCUCGCCCCGCGCGGGCCCAGGAGAGAGGGAUCUGGCGGGGCAGCCCGCGGGAGGCAGGGGAGGGGUCCAUCCCGGAGCCCUCUGCUCUGUGCGUCGACCCUGCCGGGGUUGCCGCUCAGAUAACGGGCCCGAGGCGUGGGAACCGGCCCGCCAGGCCUGCGCUUUUCGCCGCGCGCCUCGGAGAGGACGGGGGUGCGGGGCGGCGGGCAGGCGGCAGGGAGGGGCGCACCCGGGAGCGCACCCGCCGCCCGCCCUCCCUGCGCUGCUGCCCCGCUGCUGGGCCAGACUCCAGCGGGCCCGCCUGGCAUUUCACAGGCCAAAAUCGAACAGAACCCCGAGUUUGCCAGCUCUUGCCCCUGUUCUUUGCUUCUCGUUUUGUUGGUGAAGAUAUCACAGUGAUGUCUGCAUUCAACCUGCUGCAUUUGGUGACAAAGAGCCAGCCAGUAGCCCUUCGAGCCUGUGGGCUUCCCUCAGGGUCGUGUAGGGAUAAAAAGAACUGUAAGGUGGUCUUUUCCCAGCAGGAACUGAGGAAGCGGCUAACACCCCUGCAGUACCAUGUCACUCAGGAGAAAGGGACCGAAAGUGCCUUUGAAGGAGAAUACACACAUCACAAAGAUCCUGGAAUAUAUAAAUGUGUUGUUUGUGGAACUCCAUUGUUUAAGUCAGAAACCAAAUUUGACUCCGGUUCAGGUUGGCCUUCAUUCCACGAUGUGAUCAAUUCUGAGGCAAUCACAUUCACAGAUGACUUUUCCUAUGGGAUGCACAGGGUGGAAACAAGCUGCUCUCAGUGUGGUGCUCACCUUGGGCACAUUUUUGAUGAUGGGCCUCGUCCAACUGGGAAAAGAUACUGCAUAAAUUCGGCUGCCUUGUCUUUUACACCUGCGGAUAGCAGUGGCACCGCCGAGGGAGGCAGUGGGGUCGCCAGCCCGGCCCAGGCAGACAAAGCGGAGCUCUAGAGUAAUGGAGAGUGAUGGAAACAAAGUGUACUUAAUGCACAGCUUAUUAAAAAAAUCAAAAUUGUUAUCUUAAUAGAUAUAUUUUUUCAAAAACUAUAAGGGCAGUUUUGUGCUAUUGAUAUUUUUUCUUCUUUUGCUUAAACAGAAGCCCUGGCCAUCCAUGUAUUUUGCAAUUGACUAGAUCAAGAACUGUUUAUAGCUUUAGCAAAUGGAGACAGCUUUGUGAAACUUCUUCACAAGCCACUUAUACCCUUUGGCAUUCUUUUCUUUGAGCACAUGGCUUCUUUUGCAGUUUUUCCCCCUUUGAUUCAGAAGCAGAGGGUUCAUGGUCUUCAAACAUGAAAAUAGAGAUCUCCUCUGCAGUGUAGAGACCAGAGCUGGGCAGUGCAGGGCAUGGAGACCUGCAAGACACAUGGCCUUGAGGCCUUUGCACAGACCCACCUAAGAUAAGGUUGGAGUGAUGUUUUAAUGAGACUGUUCAGCUUUGUGGAAAGUUUGAGCUAAGGUCAUUUUUUUUUUUCUCACUGAAAGGGUGUGAAGGUCUAAAGUCUUUCCUUAUGUUAAAUUGUUGCCAGAUCCAAAGGGGCAUACUGAGUGUUGUGGCAGAGAAGUAAACAUUACCACACUGUUAGGCCUUUAUUUUAUUUUAUUUUCCAUCGAAAGCAUUGGAGGCCCAGUGCAAUGGCUCACGCCUGUGAUCCCAGCACUUUGGGAGGCCAAGGCGGGUGGAUCACGAGGUCAGGAGAUGGAGACCAUCCUGGCUAACAUGGUGAAACCCCGUCUCUACUAAAAAUACGAAAAAUUAGCCAGGCGUGGUGGUGGGCACCUGUAGUCCCAGCUACUCAGGAGGCUGAGGCAGGAGAAUGGCGUGAACCCGGAAGGCGGAGCUUGCAGUUAGCCGAGAUCAUGCCACUGCACUCCAGCCUACAUGACAAUGUGACACUCCAUCUCAAAAAAUAAUAAUAAUAACAAUAUAAGAACUAGCUGGGCAUGGUGGCGCAUGCAUGUAGUCCCAGCUACUCCUGAGGCUCAGUCAGGAGAAUCGCUUGAACUUGGGAGGCGGAGGUUGCAGUGAGCUGAGCUCAUACCACUGCACUCCAGCCUGAACAGAGUGAGAUCCUGUCAAAAAAGAAAAGAAAAAGAAAGCAGCAUUCAAAUGUAAGACAACUGUAAAAUAUUGAGCCCCACUUGGUCUAAAAUUCAAAAAGAAGAACGCCUGUCCAUCGCCUUUUUAUAAGUCCUUCUCUCCACACCUAAAAGCAGCUGCAGCUGGAAGGGCACAAAUUCCACUGUGUAAAAUAAAAUAUUAGGGGCAACACACUUCAUCAAGGCAGCAGGAAUGAGAGAGAGCAGAGAAGAUCAAGGAUGAAGUCUUGGGUACUGAAAAAUUCAGUGCUGGGCAGAAAAACUGACAGGGCAGUACAAGUAACAAACAGAAUCCAAGUGGGGUGGCCCUUGUGCACAGAGCUCCAGGUGACCUCUGGAGAGACAUGGGCAUUCACAUGGAAAGCUAAAACGGAAGCUCAAGUUUCAUACUCAACAUAAUCUUCUGUGUGACAAAGGACAAGCCAUGUAGCCUCUCUGUGCCUAUUUCUUCAUGCAUAAACUGGGACUCAUAAUAUUUGUAAAAUGUAUUGAUACUCUCAGGGCAAAUUCACUAUAUUGCUAUACAGUUGAGAUCAGUGUUGUAAAAUUAAACUGAUCUGGUUCUAAUUGCCUCAAAGGCCAAAGCCCAGGCAUUUGAAAUGGAAAGAAGCAGAGAGGAGGCUGACUUAGCUGAUUGGUAUGGAAACAGUUGGGCCAAGAGCCAGAAUUUCCCUUUGUAGCAACACGGCUAGUUUUACUUUGAGAAGCUCUGCUCAGCUGCUUUAUAACAUUAAGUCUGGCGGAAUGGAUGUCACUGUGCACAAUAAAGUUUUCACAAGUAUAAACAAUGGUGAUGUAAGUCAACAUUGCUGUAGCCAGGUGUGAAGGUUGUAUGGUGUGUGACGAAUGUACAUCAUGUUUGUAGGUUUGGAUGCUAAUCUUGAAUUGUAGUUUAAAAAAUACGUAUUUUUGUAACUCUUUGAAAGUUUAUGAAGACUGACAGCUUUCCUUGUAAGCACUAAGAGAAAAAAAAGAAAGAGGGACAUUUGACAAUUUUAAAGAAACAACAAGAAAUUAGAAUGAAAAUCUGUGACAAACAGCGUCAGUGUGGCCAUGUCCACAUUCCUACAUGUCUCUCUCUACAAGCACCUCUCUAAGAAGCCUGACAUCCCGGUGGACUCUUUAUAGUCAUGUACACUUGAUUCCAGAUGAGCUCUGGUCUUAUCUGGAUGCUCAGAUAAGAGGUUUCUAUCUGAGCAUCCAGAUGUUCCCUCAGGUUCCAAGACAUUUCACCCCAGGCCCUGGGUUCACUCUGGAAUUCGUAGGCUUCACGUCUCUCUAGAAAUGACGUGUAAAAUUUAAGACCAGACCUCAGCCAUCAGCGUCCAGACCAUCCUAGAAGUCUUUCCCAAUCUCACAGAGAAAGCCCUAGUAUUUCCCAGUGACCCCAGGAUUCCACGUUGGGGUGGCCAAAGAAAUAGGUCUCUCAGGGCUUUGCCACAGCCUCCAGCCCAUCCUUCAGAGGCACACACAGCACCUCUCGGCUGCUCCAGCUCUGUAGGAUAGCCUCCCCUGGGGUCCGUGGGACGCGGGCCACAGUGUUGAGGUAGACAAGGAGGAUCAGUGAGAGGCCUCUUCCCUCUCCACAGAGACUGGAUUGUCAUUGUUCCUUCAUUUAUAUCGUAGGGCUUAACAUUUCACUCAAAAAAAAGCCCCUCUUUUUCUAAUCCUUAGUCUUUGUUUCAAGGAAAGCCAGUUUUUCUUCUACCACAUUUUCCAGGAUCGACUUUAAGAAAAAUGCAACAUCUAUUGAAAAAAAGUGGGGUGUAUGCAUGUGGUUUAAUUCCAGAUUGCUUUUGGGUUUAAGUGGUAUCAAAUUUCAGUAUAUUUCUGUCUUAUGUGAAAGAAAUAUAUUACUAAAACGUCAGUGAGCAAUAAUGUCAGCUGUCAAGCACUAGAUUUAUUUUUGCAGGAUAUGGAGUGCAAUGAACUGAGUCAAUAUGGCAAGGUGUAUGUGAUCUGUGGGAGUUAUGCCAUUUAACAUAGGAAGUGCAUGGGACUUUCCCUCUCUGCACUCCAGCUCUUACUGUACCAUUAGAAGAUGCAGAAUUCUGUUGGUGUGCAAAAAGUAUAGCCUUACAUUCAAGCAGAAUGGAUCUGAAGAAAGCAGCAAUAUCUGUUACUAGAGAACAUUCCCAUGUGUUUAAACUCUUCACUUCUUAGAUGCAUUUAAAUUCUUAAUGCAAAUGACGUAGCAAUUUGAAAACUUCUCCGUAUUACUUGUGUUUAAAAUGUCUUGCUUUAAAUACAAAACAAAUGGUAAAGGGGAUUAUCUUUUGUUUAGAUGGUUAAAUAUUAUUUUUGCCUUAGAUAGCUUUGUAAUAAUUUUUCUCCAGACAGUUCAACACUUUUGAAAAAUGACAUGAAUUUUCAUUAAAAACCCUUUUCCUAUGUUUAUUGUAUACAAGAAUUAUGCAAUAAAAUUUCUUUAUAAAAAUA
Molecule: messenger RNA, 4755 nt
Organism: Homo sapiens (human)
Lineage: Eukaryota; Metazoa; Chordata; Mammalia; Primates; Hominidae
Source: RefSeq, a predicted model, not a curated record